Messenger RNA from Misgurnus anguillicaudatus (oriental weatherfish), 2579 nucleotides. The record is from RefSeq and is a predicted model, not a curated record. NCBI's taxonomy places the organism in Eukaryota, Metazoa, Chordata, Actinopteri, Cypriniformes, Cobitidae.
CAUACUUGUUACACCAUAAAAACAUGAUUUUCAUACGUCUCUCAAAGAGAAACUUUAGUGCAGUUCAGGUUUGUACACGUCUCUCUAUCUGUGUGAUUGUGAAAAAUGGCAGAAGCCAGUAUUUUAUGGGCUCAGGAUCAGUUUACUUGCCCAAUCUGUCUGGAUCUACUAAAUAAUCCAGUGACCAUUAACUGUGGACACAGUUUCUGUAUGGACUGUAUUACAGACUACUGGGAUCAGGAUGAUCAGAAGCGAAUCUACAGCUGCCCUCAAUGCAGACAAACCUUCACACCAAGACCUGUUUUAGGUAAGAAUGUGGUGUUUGCUGAAAUGGUGGAGAAACUGAAGAAGACAAAACUUCAAUCUGCUCCUGACUCUGCUCAUUGUUACGCUGGACCUGGAGAUGUGGAGUGUGACAUCUGUACUGAGAGAAAACUAAAAGCAGUCAAGUCCUGUCUAGUGUGUCUGAACUCUUACUGUCAAAAUCACCUCAACCAGCAUGAGAAUUUCUUUAAAGAUAAAAACCACAACGUGAUCGAUGCCACUGGACGACUACAAGAAAUGAUCUGCAAAAAACACAACAAACAACUAGAAAUCUACUGCCGUACUGAUCAACAAUGUAUUUGUUAUCUGUGUACGAUGGACGUUCACAAAAACCACGACACUGUGACAGCUGUGACAGAGAGGACAGAGAAACAGACACUUUUGGGAAAAACACAAAAAAAUUUACAACAGAGAAUUCAGGAGAGAGAAAAGAAGCUUCAGGAGCUGAGUCAGACUGUGGAUUCUUAUAAGCGCUCUGCACAGACAGCAGUGGAGGACAGUAAGAGGAUCUUUACUAAACUGAUCCGAUCCAUUAAGAGAAGACGAUCUGAGGUGACACAACUGAUCAGAGAUCAGGAAAAGACUGCAGUGAGUCGAGCUGAAGAAGUCAUGAAGCGUCUGGAGGAGGAGAUUGAUGAUCUGAAGAAGAGAGACGCUGAACUGGAGCAGUUUUUACAAACAGAUAAUGACAUUCAUUUCCUGCAGAGUUUCAAGUCUUUCUCUGUGACUUCUGGAUCUUCAGAUGUUUCCAGCAUUACUCUCAGUUCUCUUCUCACUUUUGAUGAUUUGGAAAAAUCUGUUUCUAAACUCAGAGAUAAACUGGAGGAUUUGUGUGAAGACGAGAUUAAACAUAUAUCUGACAGAGUAAAAUCCACUGAAAUUAUUUACAAAGAACCCAGAACUAGAGAGGAUUUCCUACCAUGUAAGUUAGUAAAACCAUCAAACACAACCAGCCAAAUGAAAUGACUAUACACAGGGCCGGUUCUAGAUAUUUAGAGGCCCUAGGCAAAAUUUAUGUUGGAGGCCCCUCACACCCCUCUAAUUUUCAGAAUAAUGUGAAAAUGUGUGUUUCUACUGCGUAAAAAGCAUAUAAGCACUACAGUUAUUAAACAUGUUUUUCCCCAUUAUUGUUCCUUUCAACAAAUUGAUUAACUGUACGUUAAAAUUGAAUUAGAAGUUAUGCAAAACCACAUGUGUUAAACAUUUUAAGGCAGUUAAAUUGUUUACAGGGUUUCCGCGGAGUCAUAAAAAGUCAUAAAACGUCUUAAAUUUAAUAAUGAAAAUUUCAGGCCAUAAAAAGUCAUAAAAACAUCCAGAUUUUCCAUACAAGGUCAUAAAUUACAUUUAGCCACGUCUUAAAUUUAUAUACUCGUUCAUUCAUUGUUGCCUUUCCCCACAAAAAUGCGCUGGCGGCGGCAUUCACUCGUUUUGUAGUUCUGUCUGAGGAAUCUGGGUGGGAUUCCAGGACUACAAGGUCCAUGCGGCAGUGCAGCAAACAGACUUGUCGGAAGUACUUCAGAAACCCGCUGUCCCACGCGAACUCCGAACUCUCAAGGAAGUACUUCAGAAACCCGUUUGUCUUCGUCUCGGCAAAUCGGGGUCAAAGAUGGCCCAGCUCCUUUCAAAAUCAAACGCCCUCAGACGGGCAAGCAAGCAAAAAUUUGCUAAGCUGAAAAAAGUUGAGGAGGAGAUAACCAUUAAAGGGGACGAACUGAGAAAAAUGUAGACAAGCACUAACUGAUUUGUUACUUUAAAGUAAUUUUUAAUUUAAUAUAAUGAAAGUUAAAAAAUAUAAAGACUUUUGAAAGGAAUUUUAAUGUUAUUUUUCGUUAUUCGUGUAGGUCAUAAAUUUAAAUCAUAAUGGUCAUAAAAAGGUCUUAAAAAGUCUUAAAUUUGACUGACUAAACCCUGCAGAAACCCUGUGUUUAAAAACACCACAUUUUUGGGAUAACAUAGGAUAACAGUUUUGCUUUCUCCAAAGAGUAAAAUUAAAAAGACAAGACUACAUUGCAAAAACCCUAACCGUAAAAAACUACAGGUGAAACACCUCCUAGAAAACUUUAGUUUUUUUAUUUUAGCUGGGUAUAAAGAGGAAUUUCGCUCUUACUGAACCAAUAUACAGUAUAAAAGUUAUCAGAUUAUGGAUAUAUUCAUAGAUUGCAAUAUCUUUUUAUAGGCUACCUUAAAUAUCCAUACAAAUCAGCUGCCACUGGAAGUUAAACAGACAAACUACUUUCAUUAUUUGAAACCUAAAA